AAAUACAAUAAAUCACUCUCACUCUGUGUUUGCGCGUGCAUGUGAGUGGAUGUAAUAAUUUGCGAAUACAGAAAGUUUAAUAUUUUAGAAAAUUAUAUUCUCUUAAUUAAAUUUUGUCGAUAAAGUUAAUCUUAGUAUUUAGAAGUGAAAAAAAUGUCGACAAAAUCUUCAGUCGACUUAAGAACCGAAUUAGCAGAACUUGUAAAGCGUAAAGCUGAGAUUGCUGAUACUUUAGCAAAUUUAGAACGUCAGAUAUAUGCAUUUGAGGGAAGUUACUUGGAAGACACACAAUUAUAUGGCAAUAUAAUACGAGGAUGGGACAGGUAUUUAGCGAGUAAUAAAAAUACCAAUAGUAAAGCCGAUAAACGUAAUAGAAAAUUCAAGGAAGCCGAAAGAUUAUUUUCUAAAUCUUCUAUUACAUCCAUGGCAGCUGUAAAUGGUCUUGUGGAAAACACGCAAGAAAAAAUUGAACGAUACAGUGAAUCGGAGUCUCAAAUUGGAAACAGUGGCAGCGAGGAUAAUUGCAACUUCAGCAAUUCGAAUACAAUAUCUAGUAAUAACAAGGAAACAAGUGGCAAGAAUCACACUUCCGCGCAACCUGGAUAUACUCAAAAUAAUGGCACUGUUAACAACCCCGAUUCUGGUUCUACCCCUUUCUCAAACGGACCUAUGUCCAAUGGCAACAUAGAACAUGUUCCUACGCCCAUCAAGGAUUGUCAUAAUAACAGCAAAGACUCGAAUAAAACCAAAUCUACGAACAGUGCUAAAAAAAAUAGUAAUAAAAGAUCGAGAAACAGAUAGAAUUAUUAAAACGAAUUAAAUGGAUUAUCGGUGUUUACAGGGGGAUUAAAUAAUUCUUUGUGAAUGAAUUAUUAUCGUUCAUACGCAAAGUAACUCUCUAACCGGAACAACAUUUUGAUAUUAACGCGAGUAUCAAUGUGUAUCAAAGUAUCGACAUUAGAAAGGAACACAAGUUGUUGUUUGUAAAAGAUAAUAGUUUUCCAUGAAAGAAUAUGAAACUUUGUUUGAAUCGUUCGAAAUGAACGUGUUUACGAUUAAACUGUUUGAAAAUUUAUAUAUUUGAUGUGUGAGAAAGGAACUAAUUUUUUAGCGUACGAUUUGCGUUUGAUAUAAAAAUAAAAGGAAAAGAAACAAAAAAACCAAUAAAAAAAAAAAAAAAAGACAAAAAAGAAAAUCAUGAGAGAACUACGUCACUUCGACAUUCUAUCUGUAAUUGCAGUCAUCGUCAUUGUUAUAUAUUUUUAAGUUUUUUAUAUCGAUUAUGGACACCUUUAAACGGAAACGCGACGCAGUAGUAAAACCGAGAGAGAGAGCGAGAGAGAGAGAGAGAGAGAGAGAGAGAGAGAGAGAGAGAGAGAGAGAGAGAGAAUAUUAUGUGCAAGUAUUUUAGAAAAAGAUA
Molecule: messenger RNA, 1420 nt
Organism: Vespa mandarinia (Asian giant hornet)
Lineage: Eukaryota; Metazoa; Arthropoda; Insecta; Hymenoptera; Vespidae
Gene: Eaf6
Product: chromatin modification-related protein EAF6/MEAF6
Cellular component (GO): histone acetyltransferase complex
Source: RefSeq, a predicted model, not a curated record